AUGUUUCGCUUCACAUCUUCGUUCCUCACAACCUUCAUAUACCCAAUUACAUUCACAGCUAGAAUCAUACCUAAGCAUCCCUUCUUCAGCACCCUCGGCGCCCUCUCAAAGAGCCUCCCACCCCGUCCAAAGCCCCCACCAGACUCCGAAAUCGAAGAGUCCUACCUCAAAGGCAGCGGCCCCGGCGGCCAAAAGAUCAACAAAACCAAUUCGGCCGUCCAACUAAAGCACAUCCCCACCGGCAUCGUCGUCAAAUCCCAAGCCACUCGAUCCCGCAGCCAAAACCGCAAGCUAGCCCGGGAAAUUCUGGCGCAGCGGGUUGACGAAUUCAUCAAUGGCGACCAGAGCCGCUCAGCGGUGGUCGGGGCGAUAAAGAAGAAGAAAUCCGACAGCGCAGCCAAAAAGAGUCGACGAAAGUACCGGCUGCUAGACGAGGAAAAGGAAGAAGCUACCACCAUUGAGAAUGGCCCGAUAGAGAUUCCCGAGCUGAGUAACGACACAAGACAAGAUACAAGCAGUCAUGACGGUAAUCCGACCACUGGUAGCAGUCCCCAAUCAGGGCACGAGUCUCCAGGUGGAAAGCAUGACAGUUAA
Trichoderma harzianum CBS 226.95 is the source of this 594-nucleotide messenger RNA. RefSeq lists its product as hypothetical. The coding region runs from base 1 to 594 and encodes 197 amino acids. Gene Ontology annotation, cellular component: mitochondrion. Gene Ontology annotation, biological process: translational termination. Gene Ontology annotation, molecular function: translation release factor activity. NCBI's taxonomy places the organism in Eukaryota, Fungi, Ascomycota, Sordariomycetes, Hypocreales, Hypocreaceae. The record is from RefSeq and is a predicted model, not a curated record. The transcript has 2 exons.